This is a messenger RNA of Armigeres subalbatus, 7295 nucleotides long. RefSeq names its product dedicator of cytokinesis protein 3 (gene spg). The transcript has 13 exons. NCBI's taxonomy places the organism in Eukaryota, Metazoa, Arthropoda, Insecta, Diptera, Culicidae. Gene Ontology annotation, molecular function: guanyl-nucleotide exchange factor activity; small GTPase binding. Gene Ontology annotation, cellular component: plasma membrane; cytoplasm. The record is from RefSeq and is a predicted model, not a curated record. The coding region runs from base 975 to 7052 and encodes 2025 amino acids. Gene Ontology annotation, biological process: small GTPase-mediated signal transduction.
AAAGUUUCAGCAGCAGCGUCCAGUCAAUCGAUCCUCCGUCGUCGUUCCGUCUAGUCGUCCGGUCGCGCGGUGUCGUCAUCUGUUAUCCCCCUGUGUGUACAACAGUUGCGUAUGAACGUCGCUGGAAGAAAGUUGCGCUGAGUGAGGAAACCAAUCCGAUUGCUUAUCGUAGUCGUGAAUUCCUGUCGAGUUUGGUUCGGUUACAAUGGCUUCUCGAGAAGAGUGAUUUGGAAGAAAGCUAGAUCCGCUAGAUCUGCUAACCCACCUUGCAAGAAGUGAAGGGCCAGCCCAGUUUGAUUGGUUUGAUUAGUGUCUAAUUACCCACUUAGCCUUUGUGGUCCAUUCAGUGAUUUUUCUCGCAGCAUCAGCAGGAAGUGUCACACAAGAAAGAUAUCAGUGGUGCGCGCCAGGGGCAGAGAGAGAGGCAGGUGGGCAGUGUUUUGGUCUGCCCGGAGCUGUGCAGGUUGCUCUAUAGCGCUGGUGCAACAGUGCGUUGUCCGGGAUAGGAGGGAGUGCUCUCGAUUUAUUGAUUUUUCUCGGUCGCUGCCGUCGCCGUGGCUGACGCCUGGAAUUUGUUUGAAAAUUUUCUGAAAAUCUGCAAAAAUUGAUUGAGUGAGUGAGUGAUGCACGAGAUCUUUCUCGGUUAUUGGAAGUGAAGAGAAGGAAAUGAAAAAUCGCAACCGGAAGAGAGAUUGGAUUUAGAUCUGAAGAUUGAAACAAAGUAGUUCGUAUAGAAUAAAGUUAGAAGCUAGUGAUUAAGUGGCAGCCGGAGGCUGCAUCUUGCUUCGGCUUGCAGUUACCUACUAAAGUGUUGUUAAUGUAAUCCUCAAAAAGUAUCAUAUUUCGAAUAUGAGUAACAACUAGUUUGCAGUGUGUUUGCAAAUUAUCGUAAUAUAAAUUUAGAAUCUCAUUCUGGAAAUCAUUUUAAAUAAGUGACUUAGAAUAUUAGAAAUACGAAUUUUAGUGGGUGCACCAUGUGGAUUCCUACAAGCAACAAAUACGGAGUUGCAAUCCACAACUGGCACGGCAAUGUCACACACGGCUUGGCCCUGGACGUCGGCGAUUGCGUCGAAAUAUUGGAAGAAACGACACACUGGUUUCGUGGCACAUGUCCCCGGAAGCCCCGCCGGGUGGGCCUCUUCCCCAAAACGUACAUCCACCUGAAAGACCUCGCCAAGGUGGACCCCGUGGUUGGCGAGUGCACACUGGUGCUCCGCGAAUGGUCCGAGAUAUGGAAGAAACUGUUUGUGGAACGAGAAGAAUACAAAUUCACCUCGAUUCGGAAGGGAAUGCUGACACUGCUGGAGUGUCGACGGGAGCUGCUGAGUGCCACCCUGACCCAAGAUCAGACGUAUGAUCUGCAGACGAAAGUGACCUCCAAGAUUGAUUGGGGCAAUAGAAAGCUAGGCCUAGAUUUAGUGCCCCGAUUAGGAACGCUUGCGGUCGAUCCGCACAAAAUCGGAAUCGUCUCGCUACACCAGGUGCACGUCAACAGUGCCGAAAAUGCCAACGAUACUUCCAACCGCGGAACGUUACGACGGAAGGCCGACAAGAAGAUCCUCACCCACCAUUUAUACUUCUGCAUGCGCGAUUUCGGUCACCGGAUAGGGGAUGACGCGGAGAUCUAUUUCUAUCUCUACGAUGGCCAGCGAAUGCGAGCCCUGUCCGAGCGUUUUCUGGUGCGCAUUGCCAAAGACGGAUUUUCCACUUACGUGGAAGCCUCAAACAACUGCACGGUGUUUGCUGAUUUGGGGUCGUCCAACCUCAACCAGGACCUCUACCUAAUUGCCAAUGUGAUGCGAGUGGGGAAAAUGCUGCACUCGGAGUCGGUCAAGAAAGGGGACAAAUUCAUCAGUAAUCACUCCUACCGAAGACCAUACGGAGUCGGUGUGCUUCCGUUGAGCGAAAUAGGACAGUUUGAUCAGACUGUCGAGUCGGAGGAGAAGGAGUAUAGUUUUAAGAUCUUGCAGUGCGAAGAAAAGGACUACCAUCAGUUGCAUGAGUUGAUCAUCAAGAAGGCUAGUGGUAAAUUCCAACCGAUCAACGCUAGUACACAAGGUCACUACGGUUUGGUGGUAUCGUUGAAAUUGAUUCACGGGGGCUUAGGACAAGCCCGAAUAGAACAGCCAAUACUGUUUCAAGGAACUGCCAUAACCAAAAAGAUAGGCUUCCCUGAUGUUAUUAUGCCUGGAGAUGUGAAAAACGAUCUUUUCUUAACUUUAGAACGCGGUGAGUUCGAACGAGUUGGUAUUAGUACGGCCAAAAAUAUCGAAAUUACUACAUUGGUCUUGGACGAGAACGGACGAAUAAUCCAAGAAUGCAUAGCCAUCGCCUCAGGAAAUCCCCUCCAAGCGUUUUACAAAUCCAUGGUACUGUAUCACAACAACUCACCAGCAUGGAACGAAACCAUUCGAAUGUUUGUUCCCAUAGACAAGUUCAGCAAGGCUCACGUACGGUUCGAGCUACGGAGCUGCUCAACCCGAGAUAAAUCCGAUCCGAAACUAUUCGGAUUCAGUUUCGCACGUUUGAUGGAACCCGGAGGAGCUACUCUCGCGGAUGCAUCCCACGAACUGUACGUCUACAAGUGUGAAGAUAUUCUCAAAGUGCAGCCGAACAUCUACCUUCGGUUGCCUUGUUCUGCCACGGACAAACACGCCCAUACCCUUGAAUCCAACUCGCCAUACCAUCGGAGCUCCAAAGAAGCAUUUUUCGUCAAAACCGUGCUCUGUUCUACCAAGCUCACACAAAACGGCGAUCUACUUUCGCUUCUCCAAUGGCGAAACCAUCCGUCACGCAUCCAAGACUCUCUGCAGCGAAUUCUUCGGCUUCACAAUGAAGAGCUCAUAAAAUUUCUCCAAGAUGUUCUGGACGUACUUUUUGCCAUAUUCUCCACAGACGAUGGAAACAGUACUCCUCACUCGGGACUUGUUUUCCACGUCCUCGUGUCGAUCUUCAGCCUCAUGCAGAGCAGCAAGUUUCAGCACUUCAAACCCGUCAUGGAUGCCUACAUCAAGGACCACUUCACCGCUCCUCUAGUAUAUAAAGGUCUGCUUUCCUCAGUCCAACAUCUCGCUGAUUGGAUGAACACUGCAGAAAACCUUGAACCAAUCCUCCAAUGCUUCAGCUCCCUUGAGUUCAUCUUCAAGCUAAUCAUCCAAAGCCGAAAACUAUUUGCGCAUGCGUCCGGCGGCCAGUACGAAGACAAGUUCAAGCAUGAUCUGUUCGCCGUUUUCACCUCUCUCAAUGGAAUGCUUCAAGUCAGUAGUCAUUCACAAAUCCUCCCAAUCCAGGAGGCCCUCCUCAGCUCAGUCGGUGUCGUCUUCGAACAGCUUCAAUCCAUCAUCACCAAAACCGAGCUGGAAACCCUAGUCAGAAGCAUGCUGGAUUCCGUCCCCAAGGAUGCUCAGCCUCCUCUUAUUCAGGCCAAACUAAAAUCCAUCAAAGAUAUGGUCUCGGGGCAGUUGUUCCAAGACGACGAAAUACGCUCCGUCAUUCUCAACAUUGCUUGCAAGCACCUCAGAAUACACCUCGCGCGGCGUGACGAACUGCGCCUGUGUUCGGAGAUCCUCGCCGAAAUACUCAUCAAACUGCAUGAAGCUAAAGUCAAAACUGGCGAAAAGCCUUCGAACGCAAUCCACCACGAUUUGGACACACUGUUCUCAAACAUAUUUUCUAUUUUGAUGCAAACCAUCAACGUCCUCGGCAACGGUGGCAACGAAUCUCUCGUUUGUGCUCUGUUUGCAGUCAUGCUGGGAUUGCUGCAACUAUUGGAUGAGUCUCACUUCCAACGGAUGUGGGACCGACUGAGCACCGGCGGAAACAACAAGGAACUCAAGGAUUUCAUUCAGCAGUGUCUGAACAUUUUCAAGGACAUCCUGGAGCAGGAUUGGAUGAUCUUUUCCAAGGAUUGGUUGGUGAUGAAGAUAUCGGCGAAUGAGGUGCUUCGCAAGACACUGGAGGAAAUGGCGAAGCCCUUGGUGUACCGUUUCCUGGGACCACAGUCGUUUGAUUCGCAACUGUGGUGGUCGUACUUCAGUGUGGCGGUGAUCUUUCUGACACAGCCAUCGUUGCAGAUCGAGCAGUAUCAUGAAACCAAACGGAGGAAGUUGCUGAGCACACAUGGCGACAUGCGGGUGGCGAUGGGUUUCCAAAUCUUGAGCAUGUGGGCUCAGCUGGGGGAACAUAAGCUGCACUUUAUACCGUCGAUGGUGGGACCGUUUCUGGAGGUUACGCUGGUGCCUGAACCAGCGCUUAGGAAGGCUACUUUUACGGUGUUUUACGACAUGAUGCAGUGCGAGCAGAUAUCCCGUGGCUCUUUUCGAUUGGUGGAGAGUGAGUUGAUAGACAAGCUCGAUCUUCUAAUUAGCGAGAACAAAGGCGACGAUGAGUACCGCGAACUCUUCAGCACUAUGGAACAGUUGUGUCUAGCUCUGCUGGAACGAGUUCAAGCGGAGAAUCCCUCGUGGCGAGAAUCGGGAACGGCUUUCAUUUCGUCCGUAACGCGACUUUUGGAACGGCUGCUGGACUACCGCAGUGUGAUGCAGGGCGACGAGAAUCGGGACAAACGAAUGACUUGCACCGUCAAUUUGCUCAAUUUCUACAACGACGAAAUCAACCGGAAGGAGAUGUAUGUGAGGUACAUCUACAAACUGUUGGACUUACAUUUGGGCGCAGAGAACUACAUUGAGGCUGGACUGACACUGAAGCUGUAUGCCGAUAUGCUCUCAUGGGACAGCGAAAACGUAUCAGACGAGAGUAACGGACCUCGGGAGUGGGAACAGAAGGAGAAGAUCUACAAGAAUAUCAUCAACCACUUCGAUAAAGGUAAAUGCUGGGAAAAGGGGAUACCUUUGUGCAAAGAGCUUGCAACAUUCUACGAGCGGAAACGGUUCGACUACAACAGAUUGAGCGAUGUCCUAACCCAGCAGGCUAAGUUCUUCCAGAAUAUAUUGACACAACUUCGGCCGGAGCCGGAGUAUUUCCGCGUCGGCUAUUACGGAACGGGAUUUCCAUCUUUUGUUAGGAACAAGCAAUUUAUCUACCGAGGGUUGGAAUACGAAAGAAUCGGUGCAUUCAUACAGCGGUUGCAAAUCGAAUUUCCGGCAGCUCAAAUCUUAGAUAAGAAGCAUUAUCCACCGGAUAGUUCGGUACUGAAUUCUCCCGAGCAGCGAUUUCACGUGGUGAACGUGCGUCCAAUAUCUGAUCCAAACCAUCUGAAGAGUGCCAAAGUGACCGUUCCGGAGAAGAUUUCUAAGUAUUAUGAGGUAAACGAUGUUACCAAGUUUCAGUACGAUCGCCCCGUACACAAGGGAGUCGUAGAUAAAGACAAUGAGUUCAAGUCGCUUUGGAUCGAGCGAACGAUCUAUGAUAUAGCAUUGCCACUUCCGGGUAUCUUACGGUGGUUUGAGGUGACAAAUGCCUCUAUCCAUGAACUUACACCUGUUGAGUUUGCCUGCGAAUCUGUAUCGAACGUCAACAAGGAAUUAUCUGACCUCAUUGUCCAGUACCGACUCGAACCAAAGCGUAAUCUUAAUCCAUUCACAAUGCGGCUUCAAGGUUCUGUAGAUGCUAACGUAAACGGGGGUUUCAAUAAGUACCAAGAUGCAUUCUUUACCGAGCGUUUUGCUAAAUCCCCGGAAGGCCGUGAUCAAAGCUUGCAUGUCCAACGCUUGAAGCGUCUGAUCUUCGAACAAAUGCACAUCCUGCGUCAGGCUUUGGAGAUGCACCGCAGUCUUGCUUCCGAGGAAGUCCUACCGCUUCAUAACCGUCUUUCGGAAGCAUUCUUGGAGCUAGAGAAGAGUACAUCCGAAUGGAAGACAAACAUAAACAUUCCCACUAAGCCAUUACCACCUCUACCGAUUGCUAAUGUGCAGCCUACAAUGAUGUCAAAUCAGAACACUUCGCUCUCGGGGCCACAGCAGCACUACUUCUCCACCGAGGAUCACGAUGAAACAUAUACGUAUUUAAGUCGCAAGACAUUAUCAUUAACUGGGAUUGUACCCAUGACGGCGAUGACUUCGUCUCCGGUUCCCGCUCCCCAGGUUCCUCCUAGAGAUUCCCUAACCUCUUCCUCCCCAUCUGCUCCACCUCUUCCCCCUCGAGGUCACACCCCGGAUAAACGUAAUUCCAAUCCCAUGCCCUUUACAGAAUUUGUUGAACAGCAGCAGGGUUCGGUUCCGACACGACCUCGCUCCAAAAAAUACUCCUUGUACGAAAUUUCCCUCAAUGAAAGCGUGAACAACAGCUACGGAAGUCCCCGAAGUUCAAGUGACCUCAAAGGUCACUACGACCUGGGAGUGUUCAAUAGGGACUCCGGGAUAUCCACAAGUUCGCACGAACUGAACAACCUCAACAACAGUUCGCAACACGCUCACUCUCAAGUUCAUCAUCACCAUCACUACCAUCAACCAAAUUCAACAGCCGUCGAACCACUGGACGAGUACAACAUUUCCCUGAAUGGAAACGGUGGCGCCACAACCCCUCGGGGACACCAGAAAACAAACUCCAACCCGGAAUCGUUCAACUCCAUCAACGUUCAGGAGCUAGCCAUGAACUCCAUAAACAUAUCCCUUUCCCGGCUUACAACGGCCAAUGGCGCUAGCCAGCCGCCGCCACCUCCCAUUCCACCCAAAUCUGCCGCUCUUCAUCAUCAGCAUUCCUUCACGGCGGGCAGCAGCACCAUCGCGAACCAAUUCCAUCCACAUCAUCAGCGUCAGCAGUCGCUGAAUCUGAGCCAGAACUCAUCCUCCGAUGGCGAUGCGAUCAGUUUGAACGACAUCAGCCCCGCUCCGCCUGUGCCAUUCAACGACACGUUUAGCGAUUCGUUCAGUGACGAAUGCGACAGUACGCCGGCAGCGAACAAUAGUCAUCACCAUCACCACGAUGCGGUUGCCUAUUGUGUGCCGAAGGCGCAGCAGCAAGCGGUGAGUACCAACAGUUUGGGUCGUCGAUCGCUGAACGGAGCCGCCGCUGCGGACGAUGUGGUUGAGGUUAGGAACACUACAAUGGUGCCGCUGCGGCACGACGACGAUGAGGAGGAAAUCUUCUAUUAGGAUGAGGGGAGGAAGGAGACGAAAAACACUGAACGACCGCAUGUGCGUACUGUGCAAUCUGUUUGUCCGUUUCAUAAUAGGUUAGAGCUAAGCCAAAUUGUCCUAUAUACAAAUUGUAGAUAAGCGUGAGUCUGCUGGUUUGGACGACAUGAAAAUCGAAAAUGUGUUUUGCUGAAUGAUUAAGAAUCAUAUUUUUCAUCAAUUAAAGAUAGGCAUCAUUUUCUUCAGUUUUGUUCGAUGGAA